Molecule: messenger RNA, 1347 nt
Organism: Symbiodinium sp. CCMP2456
Lineage: Eukaryota; Dinophyceae; Suessiales; Symbiodiniaceae
Source: the annotation of a GenBank genome assembly
AUGUCCGCUUCAUUCUCCCACAGCGAGGGCAAUGCUUCUGUCACAGACAGGCAACCGAUGCUACCGAGUGAGGAGGGCCGCCAGGAGCCAACAUGCUUCCCGCGACUCCCGCAGCCGCCUGAAGCUUGGGUCUGUGCACGGCCAGAGGAGCCAGUGGCCGUCCGACGUAAGAUUUCAGGCAGGGUGGUCCCCCACGAUGAGAUCGACGCCUACUCCGUGGCACCAAGCAGCGUGUCGGAUGAGGCUGCCGGCAAAGGCAGCCGCGAGCGAAGUGCCCGCGGCACAAAAGGCGGGCUGGCACAAGAUAUCUACCACGAACGAAGACUGAUCAACGAACCCGCGCCGGCUGGCCAGAUACCACGGCCGUCGCUGUCCCUCAUCGAAUCCGAUCUGGAGCAGCUCUAUGCGGCGGCACGGGCGCCCCACGCCUGGAAACAUUCGUGCGAGCCAGGGCUGCAUGACUUGCGCAAUCUGGCCUGCCGAAGCGACCAAGAGCCUGCCUGUGUGUCAUCUCUGCAUCACUGCCCGUAUUGCCAGCGAUUACCCGAGAUUCCUGCAGCCGCUACUGCGCCCAGGGGCCCAUGGAUUCCACCUCCCGCGGUCCUGGAUGAGGACUCGCGCAGCUUCUCGUUCUCGGAAGCUGGCCAGGAGUCACGAUUUAUCGGCUCAUGGAGGUCGGUGCAGCCGCAUGAAGGCUCCUUGCCUUGCACGGUGCGAACAUCAUCAGCAUCGUGCGGUAGGAAAGCCACUCGUGACGUCGAGCACCCACAGUGCAGUGUGCAACGGGCCGAGGAACAGUCCCAGGCGUCGUUUGGCUCUCGACCAAGUUCCCAAAGAUCAAGCAGAACCGCGCUUCGGGAGGAUCUCGCGAAAGAGACACAGGACCAGGUACAUGCUACCAGAAGCCGUCAGGCACUAGUCCAGCGGCAGUCCGGGCCCUCGACGAGCAGGCAUGUUGAGUCGCAGCUGCGGGUCGCUGAGACAGACUCGACGGCUCUGAGAGCUGCGCGGCCAGACCAAGUGGAGUCAAAUCUGAAUCCAUCUGAACAGGCAUCGUGGGAUAGACACAGCCGCUUGCCGCCGCCACCGGAACGAUGGCUAGAGGCACAGUCCUUUGCGGAACCCGGGCGCCAGCUCCGGCGUUUGGCAAAGCGGAGAAAAGCCCUCGCCAAGGAGCUGCGAGCGCGGCUGCACCAUAUGGAGCAGCACUGUGGCCUCCUCUCCGAGGACUACCGGCGGCUGGCCGGACUAGACACUGAGCUCCACAAGGUUGUGGCGACACUCCAGAAAGCCUUUGCAACGGAGCACGAGGCCAUGAUGCUCAGUGUGAAUUCCCGUGAUAGCUGA